UGGGUUGGAUAAUUGGGCACAUCAUCACACCUCGAGGAGCAGAACGGAAACAAAACAGAACUCAAACCAAACCAAAGAAAUCAGAGGGAAGCAGAGUGAGAGGGAGAGAGGGGAAUAAAGCAGAGGAGGGAGAUAGAUAGAGAUCCCAAAUCAAAUCAGCGAGAGAAGCAGGGAGAGAGAUAGAGGGAGAGCUCGAGGCAAGACCACCACCACCAUGGUCUGCCCUUGUGCCAGUAUAUAAAGAGCGGCACGCCCCUGUGCUGUGCAAAGCCAAGGAACCCGGCAUCCCUCGCUAGUCUGUCUCAUGCUCCGGUCGACGAACACGCUCAGCCCCAGCAGCAGCAGCUCGCCCCCUGCGUCCGGCUCCGGCGAGAAGAAGAAGAUGGUUGGCGGUGGCGCGCCCACCGGCGCGAAGCUGCUGCAGAUCCUGAACGUGCGAGUGGUGGGCAGCGGCGAGCGCGUGGUGGUGCUGUCCCACGGGUUCGGCACGGACCAGUCGGCGUGGAGCCGCGUCCUGCCGUACCUGACCCGCGACCACCGCGUGGUGCUCUACGACCUGGUGUGCGCCGGCAGCGUGAACCCGGACCACUUCGACUUCCGGCGCUACAACGGGCUGGACGCGUACGUGGACGACCUGCUGGCCAUCCUGGACGCGCUCCGCAUCCCGCGCUGCGCCCUCGUCGGCCACUCCGUCUCCGCCAUGAUCGGCAUCCUCGCCGCCAUCCGCCGCCCCGACCUCUUCGCCAAGCUCGUCCUCAUCGGCUGCUCGCCAAGGUUCCUGAACGACAGCGACUACCACGGCGGUUUCGAGCUGGAGGAGAUCCAGCAGGUGUUCGACGCGAUGUCGGCCAACUACGCGGCGUGGGCGACCGGGUACGCGCCGCUGGCGGUGGGCGCGGACGUGCCGGCGGCGGUGCAGGAGUUCAGCCGCACGCUGUUCAACAUGCGGCCCGACAUCUCGCUGCACGUGUGCCAGAGCGUCUUCAAGACGGACCUCCGCGGCGUGCUGGGCAUGGUGCAGGCGCCCUGCGUGGUGGUGCAGACCACCCGCGACGUCUCCGUGCCGGCGUCGGUGGCGGCCUACCUCAAGGCCCACCUGGGCGGGCGCACCACCAUCGAGCCGCUGGCCACGGAGGGCCACCUGCCCCACCUCAGCGCCCCCAGCCUCCUCGCCCAGGUGCUCCGCCGCGCGCUCGCGCGAUUCUAGCGGCUGCCGGAGUACGGUAGUAGGUAGAGGGAGAAGAAGAAGGAAACGGAGGGAGUAGCUCUGCUCACGUACGUACGACACGUACGCAUGCUCCGUGUUUUAUUUUUCUUGUCUGUAUUUUUACCGCGUCGAUUUUACUCCAA
Messenger RNA from Lolium rigidum, 1350 nucleotides. RefSeq names its product strigolactone esterase D14. The coding region runs from base 305 to 1207 and encodes 300 amino acids. The transcript has 2 exons. Lineage: Eukaryota; Viridiplantae; Streptophyta; Magnoliopsida; Poales; Poaceae. The record is from RefSeq and is a predicted model, not a curated record.